CGAACUGGAGCGGUUGCUGGUUUGUUGUUUUUGUUUCUGUCGUUAUUGUUUUAUGCUGUGUACGCGUGUGUGACGCAAGCGGUGUCUUUCGGUGCGCCGCCGUUGUUUCCAGCAGUUACUGUGGUUCGGUCACUUCUGACGUAACGCAAAGCGUGCAGCAGGAUCGGGCUGUAAAAUCGAUAGAAAAGUUGCCGGUUUUCUAGAUCUCAGACUUGUUGGCGAUGUACUGCAAAAUGAGGUGCCUACUGGCACUGGUUAGCGUCGGGAUGACGUUGGCCGAGCUCGCGCCUCGGCUGGAAACCGUCAAACAGUGGAGUCUGCUGUCGUACAACUUUCCCUGGGAUUAUCCGGCCUCAAACAAGGAUUUCUACAAUCCGGAAAAUGUUGUCGCAACCGGUAUUGAAGUAGGCUAUGAUCGUAUCUUUGUUGCAACACCGCGACUGUUUAGUGGAGUGCCGGCGACUUUGUCUUCGAUACCACGUGGCAACCAAGGCGACUCUCCUGCUCUUCAACCUUACCCAGACUGGAGUCAUCAUACGGCUGGUCUCCGGCAGUACAAUUGCUCAGACAUCGGGCUGGUUUCGGUGUACCGCAUUCGAAUUGAUUCGUGCAAUCGAUUGUGGGCGUUGGAUGCUGGUGUUUCUCGGUCGCUGGAGGACUUCGAAGUAACUUGUCCACCGAAGAUUUUGGUUUACGAUCUGCACUCUGACCAAGUCGUACGCCGUAUUGAUUUUCCACCAGAGGUUAUCCGCCGGGAGUCACUGUACACGAAUCUUAUUAUCGAUGAGACGACUUCUAAACCAGGAAACAACUGCGACGAUGUUUUUGUUUAUAUCACAGAUACUGUUGCACCUGGAAUCGUCGUGUACGAUAGUGUCAAGGAUCUUACCUGGCGAGUUAGCCACCCGUCAAUGUACCCAGAUCCUGAUUUCGCUGAGUCAACUAUUUUGGAACAUCGUUUCACACUGAUGGAUGGCGUUGUUGGGUUAGCGUUCGACGAGGAAGCUGGUAUUCUAUACUUCCAACCUUUGGCCACUGACAGACUGUUCUCAGUGACAACAGCAACCCUUCGGGCCGGCCCGCUACCCUUCGGAAAGGAACUGGCAGUGAAGCUGAUUGGGCGAAAAUCGUCCCAAGGUAUCGGCCUGGGAGCAUCCCCAGUGGGUGGAACCAUUUUCUACUCUCCGUUCACCGAAACAGCCGUUGCCUCGUGGAAUCCUCGCACUAAUGAACAUCAAAUAUUGGCUCAGGACCAGGAAAGACUCCAAUUCCCAGCUGAUCUCAGAACCCCGGCCCGUGAUGGUUCAGCCCUGUACAUCCUGACGUCUAAGUUCCACCGAUUCUUCCUGAAAAACGUAGAUCCGAACGAAUUCAACACCAGAAUUCUUCGAAUAGAUGGAGUCGUAACUUCCGGCAAAGCCGGUCAGGUGUCUUCUUCCUACCAACCGACCAUCGAAACCAAUUCACCAUACUACAAUCUACCGGUGGUAACUCCUUCGGCAGCCUUCAAACCGCUACCUCAACCGAUUGCGAUCGCCAAUUACCCUGUGCAAAAGCCAACCAAUCCGAAGACGUACCAAUUUGUUCAGAACUACUACGUGAAUAGUAAGCAACCCUAUCCCUACGAACCGGUGCCAGUCAUCGACCGGACGAAGAUCAAUCCUUUCUUCGUUCUGAACAGCGGCGAAAAACCGUCCCCUCCUGCACGUCCGAGACCGCAGUACGGACUUAAUGGGGAAAUCUUUUUCCCGAAAGUGAAUCAUCAUUUCAACGACUUCAAUGGGCUCCGCUAUGCUAAAAGUCUAAGGGCCAACCAAACAAUGGCACCCUAGGUCGUGACUAUCGGUGGCGAGAGCCUAUUUUGCCUCUCUUCCAGCCAGCUUUGGAAGAUAGUUCUAGAAUUGGCUCUUGGCUUCCUCGACGUUGCCGUUCAGCACGUGUAAAUACAAUCACUCAAUACUCAUCAUACGACUGACAACAGUUGUCUAGCAGCUCAGUAACUUUAGAUAUUAACGUUCGGCAUAACGUUGCUAGUGUAAUCUUGGCUUACUUCUGAUUCUUCUGACCAUGUACAUUUUCUUGUUUUUCAUUUCUUCUCUUUCGCGUGUCACACUGAUCGAUCUACAACUCUAGUUAAGCUCAUUCGCUGUUGUGUUAUUUUAGAAGUGAUGAAGUUUUUAGCCAUAGUUCAUUGCAUUUUUCUUGCAUCGUGACCACUCUUACGUGUAUCUCUUCCAUCUACGGUUAUAAAUGACAGCAACAACCAGCAGAAACUGAAACCGAAUGUCGUAUGUAAAUAAAUAAACUCGAUUGAAAAUCGUGCGCUCGAGCCGGCCUCGGUUAUGUUGAGCGAAAAUUCGCACCCUAGCCGAGGAAGCACAUUGUAUAGGACAAUUCACGCUAGAUAAAUGCUUCCAGAAUUAGUUAAGAACUGUAGUAGUACAUUUAUGUAUAUCGCAUGCCGACAUGAAUAAACGAGGACGGGUAGAAUUGCGAAGGGAAGAAGGCUGUUGUAUGACUUAAACCAAAAUGGCAAGUUCGUGCAAGGAAAUGACCCUGGCUUAACCUAAAAACCGGUUCUGGCUCUUUGAAAGGGAACUGUCACUUAUCGCAAAACUUGUUUGUUUUACCAAGUUCUACCUUUUUGAAGUUCGAACACGUCCCUGUUUUCUAUUCUGAGGUGCAAAAAGAAA
This is a messenger RNA of Wyeomyia smithii (pitcher-plant mosquito), 2693 nucleotides long. Its product is annotated as major royal jelly protein 1-like. The record is from RefSeq and is a predicted model, not a curated record. Lineage: Eukaryota; Metazoa; Arthropoda; Insecta; Diptera; Culicidae. Bases 222 to 1832 code for a protein of 536 amino acids. Gene Ontology annotation, cellular component: extracellular region. The transcript has 5 exons.